Prosopis cineraria is the source of this 1592-nucleotide messenger RNA. Its product is annotated as protein trichome birefringence-like 33. The record is from RefSeq and is a predicted model, not a curated record. Bases 94 to 1398 code for a protein of 434 amino acids. Gene Ontology annotation, molecular function: O-acetyltransferase activity. Lineage: Eukaryota; Viridiplantae; Streptophyta; Magnoliopsida; Fabales; Fabaceae. Gene Ontology annotation, cellular component: Golgi apparatus. The transcript has 6 exons.
AGUACAGAUGGAGCGAAACUCAGAGGGGAAGGUACGGAACAGGAACAACAGAAAUUAGGGCUAGUGAGGUAUAUUAAUGGAAGAGACGGAGAGAUGAGAAAGAAUACAAUUACCCCAAAGAGGCUUGGGGUCAACAUGCAAAUGAAGCCACCAUCGUCUCGCUCCUCUCGUCUCUCUCCCCUGCUUCUUAUCUUACUAGCUUUCAUCCUCUUCGCCUCCGUCCUCUAUGGCCACAACCUCCUCUUCAUCUCUCGUCAACAUCCCCACUUCUCCGAUCCCCCUGCUCGUCCUCCGGAGAAGGUCGUAAGGCUGCAGCAGAAGGCGGUGCCGUUUGCCAUCGGGAGAACGGAGGAGGGGUGCGACUUGUUCAGCGGGAGGUGGGUCCGGGACGAGGCGGCGGGGCCAUUGUACGAGGAAUCGGAGUGUCCGUACAUACAGCCGCAGCUGACGUGUCAGGAGCAUGGGCGGCCGGAGAAGGAGUACCAGCACUGGCGAUGGCAGCCCGACGGUUGCGAUCUUCCCAAAUUCAAUGCGAGUCUGAUGCUGGAAACACUUCGCGGGAAGAGGAUGAUGUUCGUCGGAGACUCCUUGAAUCGAGGUCAGUACGUCUCCUUGGUCUGUCUUCUUCAUCGCCUCAUUCCUCAGGACGCCAAAUCCAUGGAAACCUUCGAUUCACUCACCGUCUUCACGGCCAAGAACUACAAUGCCACUAUCGAGUUCUACUGGGCGCCAUUUCUUCUGGAGUCCAACUCUGACAACGCCGUCAUCCACAGGAUAACCGACAGGAUUGUGAGAAAGGGUUCCAUCAACAAACACGGUCGGAACUGGAAAGGCGUCGACAUCAUCGUAUUCAACACCUACCUGUGGUGGAUGACCGGCUCCAAGAUGAAGAUCUUGCUUGGAUCUUUUGACGACAAAGUGAAAGACAUAGUGCAUAUGUCAGCUGAUGAGGCUUAUCGCAUGGCAAUGAAAAGUAUGGUGAAAUGGGUGAAGCAGAACAUGGACCCUAAUAAGACGAGAGUCUUCUUCACCAGCAUGUCUCCUUCUCAUACAAAGAGCAUAGAGUGGGGAGGGAGAGAGGGAGGGAACUGCUACAAUGAAACGAGGCCGAUGGAGGAUGUUAUGUAUGACUGGGGAGGGGAGGCGGAGAGAAGCAUAAUGAGAGUGAUAGGGCAAGUGUUUGGGAAAUCCAGAGUGGGCAUCACGUUCCUCAACAUAACGCGGCUCUCAGGUUACCGCAAAGACGCUCACACCUCCAUCUACAAGAAACAAUGGAACCCUCUCACUCCUCAGCAGCUAGCUAACCCUACUUCAUACGCUGAUUGUGUUCACUGGUGCUUGCCUGGCCUCCAAGACACUUGGAAUGAGCUUCUCUUCGCCAAGCUCUUUUAUCCUUAGAUUCAAUCCGACCACGGGACAGGAGGAAAGAAAGGAAUAAUUUGUCUACUGUGUAAAAUAGGGACUGUUGAUCUAUUGAAAGACAGGGAUCAGAUGGUGUAUGCUGGAAAAUUGAUUGAUUCUUUUUGUUAUAAGCCUCAUUCACGUUUUGACAUGCGUUGGGCUCGAACAAAGUGCCUCAUUUAUGAUGAUUC